This is a messenger RNA of Fundulus heteroclitus (mummichog), 592 nucleotides long. It is a transcript of the gene rpa3, whose product is annotated as replication protein A3. The record is from RefSeq and is a predicted model, not a curated record. Bases 116 to 484 code for a protein of 122 amino acids. Gene Ontology annotation, molecular function: damaged DNA binding; single-stranded DNA binding. NCBI's taxonomy places the organism in Eukaryota, Metazoa, Chordata, Actinopteri, Cyprinodontiformes, Fundulidae. Gene Ontology annotation, biological process: mismatch repair; double-strand break repair via homologous recombination; nucleotide-excision repair. Gene Ontology annotation, cellular component: nucleus; site of double-strand break; DNA replication factor A complex. The transcript has 4 exons.
CGCACCGCCCGCGCGGGCUGUCGCGGCGUAAAACACAAACCACACAAGAUUUCCCGCGCGCCGUUGUCUCGCGGCUUGCCCAACUGAGCGGCGUAGUAGCAGCCAACCCGCGAAGAUGGCGAGCAUCCUGGACGUCCCCAAGCCCAGAGUCAACUGCUCCAUGCUGUCGCAGUUCGUCAACCGAGCCGUGUGCUUCGUCGGGCGGGUUGAAAAGGUCCACCCAACGGGCAAAAUGUUCACGGUGAAGGACGGAGACGGGAGCUCGGCGACGGUGGAACUCAACGAACCUCUUGAAGAAGAGCUGAGCGGAAUUGUGGAGGUUGUCGGGAUGGUGUCCAACAAAGGAGAAAUAAUGGCCAGCACGUACAACAUGCUGAGAGAGGACAAGGGUGUUCCCUUCGAUCUAGAGCUGUACAACGAAGCGCUGAAGGUCAUCCACGACUACCCCCAGCACUACCCGUUCCAGGUGGCUGCGAGCGGAUGAACAAGGCUGCAGGGAUUGAGUUCAUUGUUUUUGUUUUUCUUUCUUAUGUGUGUUGGGAGGUGAGGAUUGUACAAAAGCUUCUGUAAUAAAAUGUAUAUAAAAGCAACA